ACUCCCCCCUUUUCAUGCUGAAUGGAACAUCCUGAGGUGGUCCAGUCUCCCGCUAGUCUAUGGUAGGCGUUUCGUGCAACUGAACUGACAACAGUACAAGGUUUACCGUACACUCACUGUCGUUUCAAGUUGUAAAGUACAGUAAUAAUACACGCCAGUGACAUAAAUGAAGUACCAGUGUUUUUACCUAUUAUUGCAGGGAUCACUUAAAGUUUGUUUCAUUCACUUUUCUCCAACUUAUCUUGAGGAAAGACAAACGUGGCUUGGAAUAUAGCAGGACUCCAUCUUUUGGGAAUGCUUCCUCGUUUCUGUAAAGACAGGAGAGCAGAGUGAAAAGAUAUUCAUUCCCCACAAAAGUCAUGUUGUACUGGACUGUACUGCCUGAUUGGAAAGUAUUGUUAUUGGUGACUCUUCUAUGGGACUGCUGCUUCUGUGCUGAGGAACUGAAGCCCACAAGAUGGCCACUGUAUCCCCAAAAGCCUCUGGUCCUGGCCUGGAAUGCCCCGACGGAGGACUGUGGCCCGCGGCACGGUAUCCAUUUUCAGCUGGAGCAGUUCCAGAUUGUGGCGUCGCCCAACGAGGGCUUUGUCCGCCAGAACCUCACCAUAUUUUACAAGGACCGCUUAGGGUUGUACCCCUACUAUGAUGAACCUGAUGGUACAGCCAUGAAUGGUGGGCUCCCGCAGAUUGCCAGUCUCACUCAGCAUCUGGAGAAGAUGCCGGAGGGCAUUCAGUAUUACAUACGUGAACCAGGGGCCAAGGGACUGGCAGUUAUUGACUGGGAGGAAUGGAGACCACUGUGGAUCCGCAACUGGGACUUCAAGGAUGUGUACCGCAGACAGUCACGCCAGCUGGUGGCUGAGAAGAACCUAGCUUGGCCCGCAGAGCGUGUGGCUAAGGUGGCCCAGCAGGAGUUUGAGAUGUCGGCCCGGAAGUUUAUGUUGGAGACCCUGAGGCUGGCCAAGAGCCUGCGGCCCAACCAGCUGUGGGGAUUCUACCUGUUCCCAGACUGCUAUAACCACGACUACAGGAUCACUCUGGAGAACUACACAGGCCGCUGCCCUGACGUGGAGGUGGCCCGGAAUGAAAUGCUCAAAUGGCUGUGGACUGAGAGUACAGCCCUCUUCCCUUCCGUAUACAUGAGCACAGUGCUACGCUCUUCGCCCUCUGGGCGCCAGUUUGUCCGGAACCGGGUGAAGGAGGGGAUGCGUCUGGCAUCAGGGGGAGACGGGCUGGCACGUCCUGUCUUUGUGUAUGCCCGGCCCACCUACGCCAACGUAUUGGACCUGCUGACAGAGACGGACCUGGUCUCCACCAUCGGGGAGAGUGUGGCUCUUGGGGCCGCAGGCAUCAUCCUCUGGGGAGACCAUGCUUAUGCAGGCAGCAAGACCAGUUGCUUCAGUCUGAAUGAGUACCUACAGGGUCCGCUGGGCCGGUACCUGCUCAAUGUCUCCACGGCAGCAGAGCUGUGCAGCCAGAGGCUGUGCGGUUCCCAAGGACGCUGCCUGCGCAGACACCCUGACACUGACGCCUACCUGCACCUCAGCCCCCUCACCCACAACAUAGUCAGCCUGGAAAAUGGCAAAUUCAAGGUUCAAACUCUAGGUCAGCUUGGGGAAGAGGAGAUAAUGGGCUUUCAGAGAGAGUUUCAGUGCCAGUGCUACAGUGGCUACCAGGGAGAGGGUUGUGGCCAGAGAGACCCCCUACAACAGAGAGGUAUCGCACCUUCAGUCAUGGGGACAUGGGUUCACUGGCUGCUCCUGCUACUCCUCACACUCCUGCUCUGACUGAUUGCAUACAUACAUAGGUCAUACAGCUACAUUUAAAAUGAUUUAAUGUGUAUUGGUAUACACAUGACAUUAUCUACACACUUCCACAAAAUGCACAAACAUUAUAUACAUACACUGGGACAAAUGCAAAUGUAUUCACUGGGGCCCAGGAUGCUGUAAGGUUGGUGAAUCUAUGAUUAGAUGGUGGAACACUGUGGAACACGUACGUAGAGUUAUGGUUGUUUGUGUGUUUUGAUUUUCUUGAUACAUUGGAGGGCUCGCUGGAAAUAACUUUGUUUACAUUGCUCUCUCGCUCUUUCUCAGUCCCAAGAAUAUAUAUCUCUCUCAUGCCUGCCUAUUCUUCCCACCCCCCUCCCCUUUCCUUUCUACAACCCCUCCCCUUUUAAGUUGUAAUUUUCUCAUGAUCCCAGUUUGUUUUUGUGUGGUAAUUUCCAGCUUAUGAUGUAUGUACAGGUUUGUGUUAUGUGUGUGUGCCAAAAUGGGACAGAUGCACUUGAUUUUUUUAAUAGCACAAAAUAAUACUUAGUGCCUGACCUUUGACAUUUUUAUCUUUAGGUAAAAGUUCAUAUUUAUAUGAAUGUAUUUUCACACAAGAAAAAAGCUUUUGUUAUUUUAUGACAAAUGUUAUGACAAAAACAAGACUACUAUUUUCUCUCCAGAAUUGUGCAUCUAUUUUACUGUGUACUGUGUUUCAAUCUUUCAAAAUAAAUCAAAGCCUUAACAACA
This is a messenger RNA of Oncorhynchus tshawytscha (Chinook salmon), 2516 nucleotides long. Its product is annotated as hyaluronidase-2. The coding region runs from base 360 to 1787 and encodes 475 amino acids. The record is from RefSeq and is a predicted model, not a curated record. NCBI's taxonomy places the organism in Eukaryota, Metazoa, Chordata, Actinopteri, Salmoniformes, Salmonidae. Gene Ontology annotation, biological process: carbohydrate metabolic process; hyaluronan catabolic process. Gene Ontology annotation, molecular function: hyaluronoglucuronidase activity; hyalurononglucosaminidase activity. The transcript is spliced from 4 exons.